This is a messenger RNA of Aethina tumida (small hive beetle), 718 nucleotides long. RefSeq lists its product as uncharacterized. The transcript is spliced from 3 exons. Lineage: Eukaryota; Metazoa; Arthropoda; Insecta; Coleoptera; Nitidulidae. The record is from RefSeq and is a predicted model, not a curated record. The coding region runs from base 153 to 584 and encodes 143 amino acids.
ACGCUAAUAGUUAACUUAAUUCGAUUAUUUUGUAAACAAGAGAAUGACAAUUGAGACAUGGCAACUUGGGUAACAAUAAAUAAAUAUAUCGUUUGGCGUAUAUUUCAAAAAGUCAAUCAAAUUCAAAACGUAACUCAAAAUUCUCAGCAUAAAUGGCUACAUCGGAGUGUGAACAGUUCAGAUGCGCCCUAAAAGAUAUCGCCAAUCAUGUUCACUUCAUCUUAAGUCCUUAUGAUAGGGUAAGAUGCGUAGAAUGGUGUCGGAAAUUAAUUAAUAUCCCAGAAGACACGAUUGAACAGUGUAAAUUAAAGAAUGAGUACGUGCAAUUGUUGAGAAUUCAAGUCAGGAAUAGAUUUUUGCAUGGACCCUUCGCCAAACCUCCUUGCGAAAAUGAAAAUGUUAAACCCUUAGCCGAAGCUUUAGGACAAUUAUUAGCCCAAAAUAUACCGAUUUUGCCCCCAAGUGGACCAAUUCAGCCAGCAUUGCAUCACAAAUCUCCUGACGGUAGAGCUUAUGUUUCCGUAAAGCAGUUGCCCGGAGGUGGUGUGUUUUGUUACAUGGCUGUAACUCCGGAUUGUUCAUAAAAUUAUAUAUACACACAUUGGAAUGAUUUACUAAAGAAUUGUGAUGUGAUUUCUGACUGUUAGAGAAAGGAUGUAGUUUAAAACAAACUUGUUAAUUUUGAAUACUAUUGACAAAAUAAAGUUUUACACCUAAA